Molecule: messenger RNA, 2888 nt
Organism: Cladophialophora immunda
Lineage: Eukaryota; Fungi; Ascomycota; Eurotiomycetes; Chaetothyriales; Herpotrichiellaceae
Exons: 2
Coding region: 171-2417 (748 amino acids)
Biological process (GO): triterpenoid biosynthetic process; ergosterol biosynthetic process
Cellular component (GO): lipid droplet
Molecular function (GO): lanosterol synthase activity
Source: RefSeq, a predicted model, not a curated record
CUCCGAGUGGCCUCAUUCUUUAUCGAUACUCGCCAAUUCUUAUUGUCGGUGUACUUGGAACGGUGAGCCCGGUUGAGGGUUUAUCGUGCUUUGUGCAUCCUCCUUCACUGCAAGCAGGUCCAAUCUGUCUGAGCCAUGUCCAGCCCGUUUUAGAGAUCAUUCUAUUGAAGAUGGUACAAACCAGACAGUCCUCGCAGAAAUUCGCGGGGCGCGUUGCCAAUGGCGAUGCUAAUGGAACCGCCAAUGGCCACAUGAAUGGCCACGCCCUCACCUCAAGCGUCGAGCAAAUAGAUCGAUCCAGAUGGCGACUACUCGAUGAAUCAGGACGGCAUACCUGGCACUACCUCAGGACCGACAAAGAAGUUGCAGAAUGGCCACAGUCGGCCGCAGACAAAUAUUACCUGGGGUUGCCUACAGAUCUCCCUGACCUCCCUCCUGCCUCAAAACCAUCUGAAUCGAUAGACAACUGCUUGAGCUUCUAUUCACAACUGCAGCUCCCUCCCGGCAACUGGGCAUGUGAAUAUGGCGGGCCCCUCUUUCUGAUGCCUGGCAUCGUAUGCUGCUGGUACGCAACUGGGACACCCAUUCCGCAGGAGUAUAAAAUCGAAAUGAAAAACUACCUCUUCGCAAGACAAAACAAGGACGGCGGAUGGGGACUGCACGUCGAAGGUCACAGCUCAGUUUUCGGCACAGCCAUGAACUACACAGUUCUGCGAAUACUGGGAGCUAGCGAGGAAGAUCCAAGAAUGAUCAGGGCAAGAGGGAAACUUCACGCAAUGGGAGGGGCAACCAAUGGUCCUCACUGGGCCAAAUUCUGGCUCAGCGUUUUGGGAGUCACCCGCUGGGGGAUUGUCAACCCAGUUCCUCCUGAACUAUGGCUUUUGCCCGACUGGGUGCCGAUUUCUCCGUGGCGGUGGUGGGUUCACAUGCGUCAGGUGUUCCUCCCCAUGUCUUACAUCUGGUCCAAGAGAUUUACCGUGCCUGAGAACGACCUCAUUCGAUCGUUGAGACAGGAGCUGUUCGUUCAGCCAUACGAGUCCAUCGAUUUCGGGGCGCAUCGUAAUUCGAUUGCCGCCGAAGACAACUAUCAUCCAAAGUCCUGGCUCUUGAAUUUGAUCAUGUUGCUCCUGGUGUGGAUAUGGAUUCCCUUUCUCAGAACAAAAUCAAUCGCAGAGAAAGCUGAAGCUUGGGUUUGGCGACUUGUCCAAUAUGAAGACCACAAUACGGACUAUGCAGACCUUGCUCCUGUCAACGCCCCCAUGAACACACUCUGCUGCUUCAUCAAAGAUGGUCCUGACAGCUACUCGUUUAAAAGACACCUCUACCGCCUUGAGGAAUAUCUCUGGGUUAAUAAAGAAGGGAUGCUUGUCAAUGGGACUAAUGGCGUUCAGGUUUGGGACACAUCAUUCACCAUCCAAGCCUGUGUCGAGGCUGGCUUGGCCGACUCGCCGAAGUGGAAAACAAUGCUUACCAAAGGAUUGCAAUACCUGGAAUCUGAACAGAUCCGCGAAGAAGUCCCCGACCGGGAAGUCUGCUACCGCCAAUCACGCAAGGGCGCAUGGCCAUUCAGCACCAAACUGCAAGGCUACACCGUCUCCGACUGCACAAGCGAGGCACUCCGUGUUGUCCUUCUUCUCCAGAAUGGCCACGGCUACAAACCGUUGAUUGAUGAGUCUCGCAUUCGUGAUGCGGUUGACGUGCUUUUGACCAUGCAGAACAAACACACCGGUGGCUUUGCCAGCUACGAGCCUCAACGCGGUUCCGAGUACCUCGAAAUGCUCAAUGCGGCUGAAGUCUUCGGGCGAAUUAUGGUGGAGUAUGACUACCCCGAGUGUACCACCGCCGUGGUCACAGUCUUGUCGCUGUUUCAGAAAUUCUAUCCGGACUAUCGUACCGCUGAGAUAAAAGCGGUCAAGGAGUCGGCAUUGCAGUAUAUCCGUCGCGCUCAAAGAGACGACGGGUCUUGGUACGGCAGUUGGGGUAUCUGCUUUACCUAUGGAGCCAUGUUUGCCCUUGAAUCCUUGUCUUCAGUGGGCGAGACCUACUCCAAUUCGUCACGCGUCAAGAAAGCAUGCGAAUUCCUAAUCUCGCAUCAAAUGUCCGACGGCGGUUGGGGCGAGAGCUACCGUGCCUCGGAACUCAAGAUAUGGGUUGACCAUGAUCAAUCGCAGGUUGUGCAGACGUGCUGGGCCGUCAUUGCGCUGAUGUAUGCUGGAUACCCUGACCAAGAGCCGCUCAAAAGGGCGAUCAAAAUGGUCAUGGGUAGACAGCAAAAGAACGGGGAGUGGCUGCAGGAGGCCAUCGAAGGGGUGUUCAAUUGCAGCUGCAUGAUCACUUAUCCGAAUUACAAAUUUUACUUCCCUGUCAAGGCGAUGGGUAUGUAUAUAGCUAGGUGGGGGGACGAACAGUUACUCUGAGACUAGAGCGCACAAUUGUUUGUGCAGAGGUCAAGGAACUCGGACGAAUUUGUCCUGGAAACACAGCACAAAAGAUCGCAUUGACAAAGGCGUGGGGAACGAGGCCAGCUCGAUUUCUUGAGGGACAUCAGAAUCCAGGUCUUGUCUCGGUGGCCGUCACUCCCAUAACGGCAAAACUAAUGAUUGCUCAUCUCAUAAGUCCAAUGGCUAAAAGUCGCAGACGAAGGCGCUGCAUUUCAGGUUGAGGACAUCCUACGCAGAUGGCGUUGGAGGCGCCGUCAUUAGAGCUCAAGGAGAGUCUUAGGUUCUAUACCUGGAUCCGAGCUUCUAGAUACUUUUCCCACACGUCCUCGAUAUCGUUCUGGUAUAUCCACGGCAAUCCCUCUUCGCUCCCAAACGAUGCCAUCUUGAUCUUCAGAACAGACUCAAACGACUUGUCAAGAGCAUUGCUGAGCGCCUCUUUUGCCAUUC